CAAAGAUCAUCAUAGGUAUUUCACACAUCGAGUCAUUGUUGUUGAUGCUGUUGUUCUUGAUGUUGUGAUGUUCUUGAUGUUCUCGACGUUUGUUUGAUCACCAAUUUCUAUAUUUAUCACAUCUUGAUACCGACCCGUACCCGUAGAACUUGCUUGCCUCACAUUACCUGGCACUUUAGCGAGAAGUUGAAUGUAAGUUUAAGUUCCACUUACAAUUUCAUCAUCCCGAGCCCGCACGCCAACAAGCAACUUGAAUUACCCGGCACAACAAUCCAAACCCCAUCGCAAUUCAAUCUGAUUAACCUUUCCAAGUAAUCACCACCGUCGCUUACUACACUCAAUUCUUAUCUCAUCGCGAAGAGGUCACUUCGACACCCUAACCAACUUCUCAGUUACGCGCGACUUCGAGGCGCAAACAAUCCACGGUGGCGUUCGUUCUCACCCAAACGCAGUCGCAACUGUCCCUUCAACAACACUUAGAUAUCUCAUCCGAGAUAUUGGAAUACGUCCAAGGGGGACUGGAGGGGGAACCACAACUUUUAAUGAUGGCGCAGGCAGGAGGGCCUAUUCUUAAUCCGCCAAAUGACAAGAGAAGAGUCAAGGUCUAUGAGUUGCGCGAGGGCGACUGGUUUGAUAGAGGUACUGGCUUCUGCAGGGCUGAUUUCAUGGUCGUAUGUUUACCUUUCUUUCUCAAUCUUCAUGCAAACACCUAUUCGCUGCGCGGCCGUCAUUCUUAUCCCUAUCCUUCUUUCCACCACCUCCGGGAUUUGUUGCCUAAUCACCUUGAGUAUACAUAGGAUAAUGGCUCGGAAAAGUCAGAUCCCAGUGUAGUGGUGCAGUCGGAGGAUCAACCAGGUCGCAUGCUCCUUGACACGAAGAUAGUUAAAGCGGAUGGAUUUCAGAAACAGCAAGGUAUAUUGGAUCAGCGCAUGGUUAUCACAUUUCAUACUAAUGGAUCUCUUCCAGAAACCCUCAUAGUAUGGACAGAACCGGAUAGUGAAAUGGAUAUGGCUCUCAGCUUCCAAGAAGCCGAGGGUUGCGCGGCUGUUUGGUAAGUGGCAUAUCGCGAUCAACGCGUAAUUAUAUUGUGGCGCAUUCGACUGAUAAUUGUCACAGGAGAUUUAUCAAUAAUAUACAAUCCACCCUCAGCGCACCCGGAGGUAUCAGUAUAGAGGGUAAGUUAAUUAACCUUCCAUAUCUCCGAUUGUGACAUUCUACAUACCUUUAUGAUGCUUAUAGUAUUCUUUAGAAGAUAGUAUAUCAGAGGAUCUCAUCCCUGAGCUAGUGAUUCCAACCUCACUCCCCCAUCCUUCACUUGGUAACCUGCACGAGCUGGAACAGCUAUUUAGAGGAUUGAACAGCACAACGGGUGGACGCGAGGCCCUUACGAAAAUGGUUAUAAAUGAAUUUUAUGUCCGAAGGUUAAUACCUCUCGUUGAAAUGGCCGAAGACAUGGAAGAUCUACCGAGUUUACAUCGACUUUGCACCAUGAUGAAGAUAAUCAUAUUGUUGAACGACAGUUCGAUAAUAGAAGAUAUCGUAACGGAUGAGGUAGUCAUUGGUGUUGUCGGAGCUUUAGAGUACGAUCCGGAUUUCCCAAGCCAUAAGGCUAAUCAUCGACUUUGGUUAGGCAAGAAGGAUAGAUAUAAGGAAGUUGUUGAAAUACCCGAUGAGAACGUGAUGAGAAAGAUCCAUAAUACAAAUCGGCUACAAUAUCUCAAAGAUGUUGUGCUCGCUCGGAUCUUGGAUGACCCAACGUUUUCGGUUCUCAAUGGCCUCAUCUUCUUCAAUCAAGUCGAAAUUGUUCAAUAUCUGCAGAACAAUGCAACAGUCCUUAAGGAACUUUUUGGAAUUUUCGGAUCACAAGAGACAGAUCAGGAAAGGAAGAAGAUGGCCGUCUUAUUCAUACAACAGUGCUGCGCCAUCGCGAAGAAUUUACAACAACCAGCACGGCAAACUUUAUACAACAACUUCUUAGGACAUGGUCUGUUAUCUGUUAUUAACUUUGCUCUUCGACAUAACGAUGUGGGAGUACGGGUAGGAGCCACAGAUGUCUUGGUUUCUAUGAUCGAUCAUGAUCCUCAAAUGAUUCGUCAAACAAUAUUCCGACAAAUGAAUGAGAAGCAAACCCCGCUGACCGAUUCCCUCAUUGAUCUUCUUCUCGUAGAAGCUGAUUUAGGUGUAAAAGCUCAAAUAGCGGAUGCGAUCAAGGUUCUCUUGGAUCCAGGCAACCACAAUGCACCACCAGUGGAAACACCCGCCAAAGGUAACAGUGAAGUUACAGUUAGACUUAGGCCUCAGGCAGACCCUCAGCAUGAACUUUUCCUUAAUCAUUUUUAUGAAGACUCGGCGAAGAGAUUAUUUAAACCUUUGGUGGAUUUGAAGAGGCGAGAGAAUAUGAACUUCACUGUCCAUCAAGUGUCUUUAUUCAUCUAUUUGAUAGAGAUCCUUUGCUUUUUUAUCAGGCAGCAUAUGCACCGCAGCAAAUAUUUCGUGUUAUCAGAAGGACUAGCUCAACGUAUUUCUCAACUUUUGGGGAGCCCGGAGAAAUAUCUGAAAUUAAGUAAGUUAUUGUUUCCUUGAUAACAUGAGCUUUACUGACAAAUUCUAGCUGCAUUGAAAUUUUUCCGAAAUUUAGUUGGUUUACAAGAUGAGUUUUACAAUCAGCAGAUGAUGCAAGAUUGUCUCCUUGAGCCAAUUUUAGAUCUUGUGAUUGAAACAAUGCCUCGAGAUAAUCUUUUAAAUUCAGCAUGUUUGGAGUUCUUCGAAUUCCUCAAGCAUCACGGUUCUAACGAAAAGGGUUUGGUCAGUCACUUGGUGGAAAACUACCGAGAGAAACUUGAGUCAAUCACCUACGUUGACACUUUUAGAAACUUCGUAUAUAAGUAUGAUAACAGCCAAGGAUUUUCGUCGAAUAUGGAAACUUCCUACCUCGACACGGAAGAUGAAAGUCCGAAGAGACUUGAACCAGGUAAAGGCAGUAGAUGGGGCUCAGGUAUCAAGGACUUGGAUGCUGAAGAAGAAGCAUAUUUCAAUACCUCGGAUGAUGAGGAGGACAAAUCUUAUGACGGGAGCUUGACAAAUGGAGCGUCACUCGUCUCGAAACCUUUAGUUGAUUAUCCAUCUGAUGAAGAAAAUGAAAACUCGGAAAACGAUGUUUCUGUGGAUAUAACCGCUGCUUCACUCUGCCAGAGCCCUUCACUAAAAUCCCUUGCUUCAAAAGAUUCCAGUGGGGACGAAUUUGUCAUGACUCCUACUUCUUCCACACCUACACCACCAGAAAGAUCAUCGGAAAAGCGCAGGAGGGAAGAGGAUGAGGAAGAUGAACUGGGCAAACUUUCCAAUCACAAACGAAGAAGUUCGACGAGUUCGAAUAGCAAUGUGGUUAAGAGGAAACAGAGCUUCAACAAGGCUCGGGAUGGUGGUAACGGACCUAAGAAAAUUGCUAUUAGUUUAUCUCCAGCUAUCAAAACUGGUGGUGGCAGUCCUGGUGGCAGUACGAGUUGAAAUGCUGUUACGUCGAUUUGCAAAUCUUUUUUAAAGGAAGAUUGGAAUAUCUUCAGAAUGGCGCAUUUUUAGUUGCACGAAAUGGAGUUUAGGCGAAGGAGGGAAAUGAGAUGUCAGUGAUUGAUUUGAUAUAACAUCACUCAGUCCAAAGGGGUGACUGCGAUUACUUUGUUGGUAUUGCUUUGAAUUUGGCGCCAAUAGUACAGUUUUGCUUGCCCCGUGAACAAUAUUUUAUAUUGUUCCUUUGGCUUCGGCUUGUUUUCCGCGUGGGUUGAAAGGGAAGGGAGGGAAUGAAAACUGCGGAAUAACUUGAUCGCCGAUACUUGUACAGUAGAAAGGACGGAGAUUUCUGGAGUUCUCUCAUUCUGAUAGGAAUGAAUGGAUGGAUGAAUGGGGGGAUGGAAGGAGGAAAGGGAAGGAAUGAUUAGGAUUGGAAGAGGAGAGGAGGGGAUGAAAGAAGGGAAGGGAAGGAAUGAUUAGGAUUGGAAGAGGAGAGAACAGAUGAGUUGAGAUGAAUUGAUACCAUACAUGUCGAAUAGAUAUUGACAUUGACAUUGACAUUGACAUUGAGAUCAUGAUGAAAAUGAGCAUUUUAGAGCC
Molecule: messenger RNA, 4107 nt
Organism: Sclerotinia trifoliorum
Lineage: Eukaryota; Fungi; Ascomycota; Leotiomycetes; Helotiales; Sclerotiniaceae
Source: the annotation of a GenBank genome assembly